Molecule: messenger RNA, 923 nt
Organism: Salvia splendens (bonfire salvia)
Lineage: Eukaryota; Viridiplantae; Streptophyta; Magnoliopsida; Lamiales; Lamiaceae
Exons: 3
Coding region: 353-604 (83 amino acids)
Source: RefSeq, a predicted model, not a curated record
AUAGCUAUGUUCCCUACUUUUGAAGUAUUGAGAAAUAAAAUUAGUCAUAGGAGGAGUAUUUGUCUUUUGUUUUAUAUAUUUUAUUUCUGUUCCAGCAGCUUCUUCAUUAUCUAUCAUGCCUAUCGUACCAUAUGUUUUGUAUACUAAGAUAUUAGCAAAUGCUUAUGGUGCUUUCGUCUAUUACUCUUCUGUUGAUAACCUGAGUACAAAACAACUGUAAGAGCUUAAUCUGGUAAAGCUAAACAAGCUGAAGCCUCGUAAGAAUUCUACUGCAGCGAAUGUGAAGAUUGACUAAGACCAAAAAACAAUUACACCCUAAUACUCUGUUAUCCUAGUUGGGGAGAAUAUCCUAAUGGUGAUUGAAGAAAAGAAGCAAGCUGCUUCAGAUGUCAUGUUUCAAUAUUCAAAAUUUGCUCUUGCGUGUCUUGGAAACCAGACUCGGCCAUGUGACUUAAGGUUGCAUCUGAUGAAGGAGAUAUCUGGUUUGCCGACUUCACUGAAAAAGGCACCAUCUCACGCCGCCGCUUCUCCUGAUGUUAUGGGAGAAUCGUCUAGCUCAGGCACUGCAAGGCUUGACAAGGCAGAUAGUUCUAGAGCAGUCUGAGAUUUCGUUGCUAAUGAGUUUGUCGUUAUUAUCAUGAGGCUGUCUUACUCCUGCUCUGCCUUCAUCAUCUUCAGUGAAUAUAUGUAAAUGUACUAUUGUGACCUUGGAACUCGUAUGUCUGCAUUCAUAGGGACGACUGCCCACACCGUGAUAAUAGAGCAUUUUGUACGUUACAAGCACACUGGGAGUGCACUUAGAUGAUGCAUGAGGCAAAGGGUGACUGUUCAUGAAUAACAUUCUUUUCUGUUAUGGGUUCUAAGUUUAAAGAUGAGAUGUUAUGUAUGGAACUCUUGAUUUGAAGUACAUAGUAAUUCGUAUA